Messenger RNA from Cladophialophora immunda, 2550 nucleotides. RefSeq lists its product as hypothetical. The transcript has 3 exons. Lineage: Eukaryota; Fungi; Ascomycota; Eurotiomycetes; Chaetothyriales; Herpotrichiellaceae. Gene Ontology annotation, biological process: amino acid transmembrane export from vacuole. The record is from RefSeq and is a predicted model, not a curated record. Bases 607 to 2385 code for a protein of 592 amino acids.
GCGAAUCCCACUGGCGGCGGAUCAUCUCUUGAAGCAUCGAUCAACACUGCAUCUGUGCUCUAACACCGCAAUUUUCGCAGUCUGGCCUAAGCCGACCCGCAGAUUUCUCUCGCGCGCACGCCCAACAUAAAGACCCAACGACCCUCCGCAAUGACCGAAGAUUCUUUCCUCUGUCCUGGCUCGUAAGAUGGAGGAAGAACUGGGUGUCUUGGAGGAUCUGAUAGAGUAGAGAAGGUGUAGUCUGAUGGUGGAGCUUGGGGGGUGAUCCCUUAAGGCAACAUGGUGAGUUCCCUUUCCGCCAAUCGCCAAACCUAGAAGACCCUCGGCAGGCCUACAAACCACCUUGAACCAUCAGCAUCUCGACCAUCAGAUGCCUUGGUCCUUGUCUCGCAACCCUUUGUUCUCGCAUUUCUUAUCCCCAACGACGGUCUCUUCUCAUCAUUACAACAGGUCCCCCACCAUGAUCCUCUCUUUGCUGCCGCCCGUCAGCGACCACCUCUGUCUCGCCAGUCGUCCCAUCAGUCCCAAAUCAGCUUGAUCUCCCCGACGCCUUCCGUGGAGGCAGAUGACGAGCGGGAAUCCUCGUGGGGAUAUUCAGAUUCCGACAUGGGCGACUUCACAGAACCUGAAGCGGAGAUGAGGUAUGCGGAUGAGGAUACAAGGCCGACCAGCCAGAAAGAGCUAUGGGGUUGGUAUUCGUACGGCUGGGCCGCCGAGGUGUUUGCCAUCUGUGCAAUGGGGUCCUUUCUACCAAUUACCCUCGAACAACUAGCCAGGGAGCGAGGAGUACUGUUGAAAGAUAAGACAACGCCCUGCAGCGCAGGCUGGAAAAGCGACGAUGGCACCUCGCCGAAUGCAACCGUCUUCGAUUCUCCUAAACACCGACACAAUGAACUUCCUGCCUGUGUCGUAUACAUCUUGGGCGCCGAGAUCAACACUGCGAGUUUCGCCAUGUAUACCUUCUCCAUCAGCGUCCUAAUCCAAGCUCUACUCAUCAUCUCCAUGUCCGCAGCAGCCGAUCACGGCAGAUUUCGGAAGACGUUCCUACUCGCCUUCGCUUUUACUGGAGCGUUUGCUACAGCCCUCUUCAUCACCGUCAUACCCAAGGUUUAUUUGCUGGGAGCCCUUUUCGCCAUCGUUGCAAACACAUGUUUUGGAGCGUCGUUUGUGUUGCUGAAUUCUUUCCUGCCCUUGCUAGUACGACAUCACCCGUCUAUCGAGCGAGACCAUGAAGAAGACCGCGCAGCAGGCGACGACGACGAGUACGUCGAACACGAGGACCACGUCUUGACGAGCUCGACUUCGGGCCUCUUACCUCGGGAUCGCGCCGACGACACCUCUCCCGCCCAAGAAUCUCCUGCUGCGAUCUCGCCGGCGCUGAAGUUGUCCACCAAGAUAUCGUCAAAUGGUAUUGGCAUCGGAUACAUUGCUGGGUUGUUCGUGCAAAUUAUUGGUAUCGGCAUAGUGGCCGCAACAAAAUCCACACUCUUAUCCUUGAGACUGGUUCUCCUGCUUGUGGGCCUGUGGUGGUUCGUGUUCAGCAUUCCAGCGGCUCUAUGGCUCCGACCCCGACCAGGACCGCCCUUACCGACCGAGUUGACGGGACGCUACGCCUGGGUGGGAUACGUGACAUAUGCGUGGAAAGCACUGUUCACAACGAUCGGACACGCUCGAAAGCUAAAGGAUAUUGUGAUCUUUCUUUGCGCCUGGUUCUUGCUCAGUGACAGUAUCGCCACGGUGAGCGGGACAGCGGUGCUCUUCGCCAAAACGAGUCUUGGGAUGAAUACCCCAGCCCUGGGCAUGAUCAACGUCAUUGCAACGAUAGCGGGCGUCAUUGGCGCAUUUUACUGGAGCUUCAUCUCUCGGUUCUUCAACCUUCGCGCAUCUAGGACGAUUGUCGCGUGCAUCUGCUUGUUUGAGAUUAUUCCUUUGUAUGGACUCCUCGGGUUUAUUCCUGCCAUCAAGCGAUACGGUGUUUUUGGCUUGCAACAGCCAUGGGAGAUGUACCCUCUGGGGGCAAUCUACGGGUUCGUUCUUGGCGGGUUAUCGUCGUAUUGUCGAGCAUUCUUUGGUGAAUUGAUUCCCCCUGGGUUUGAGGCAGCAUUUUACGCCCUUUACGCCAUCACAGACAAAGGGUCCAGCAUCUUCGGCCCGGCCAUUGUUGGCGCAAUCACGGAUCGAUACGGGGAGAUACGACCUGCGUUUGUCUUCUUGGCAGUCCUCAUAUUCCUCCCGCUGCCUCUGAUGUUAUUGGUCGAUGUUGAUCGCGGCAAGGCCGAGGCGUAUCAAAUGGCGUUGGAGCUCGAAGGAAGGCGCAAAGCAAGAGAAGAGGAAACAAGAUAUAGGACAAUACCUACCAUAGUGCUCUCGGAAGAGGAGGAUUGAGCUCAAUACCUCCUGAAAUAGAGUGGCUCGAGGCGGUAGUGAUCUGUGGCUGUGGUAACGGGGUUCCUCAGAAUAGUCAUCAUUGCUUAGAAAUACCGGGCAGUAAAGUCCUCGCUACCAGUUUUCUUGUGAGAAGCUCAAGUGUCACCAAAGGCCAGAAUGUCC